ACACAAAAAUUCUUAUUCUACAUAUUCUAAGAGUGGAGCGAAUUCCAUUUCAUAUAAAUCAAAAGAAAACUUGAAACUGCAUGGUUCAGAUGUAUCUACAUUCAAGGAAACCUAACACAGUCUUUAACACAAAAGAUUCUCCAAACUUAAACGCACACAUUAAUUUUCAACCAAGAAUAAAAAACUUAACUUAAUGACCGAUACUAGUAAUUUGUGCGUUAAUUGUAUUUCAAUUUUUUUACUUUUAUGCUAAGAUGGCAAAUUUUGCUAAUGUUAUUAAUUUUCUUCUAUCUAUAGCGUGUAGCAAUAUUCCUGUAUUUUUUACUAUUAUAGUCACAUGGUACAAUACAUGCAUUAACAAACCAACUGCAGAAAAAAAGAAAAAAGCGAAGACCAAAGAAAGAACUUCAGACUGAUGAAGCCACCAUCUUCUCCUCCUCCUUCCUCUGUGGUCAGAAAACGGAGCUCUGCUCGUCAUCUCUUCACCUUCUUAGCCUCCUUAAUCUUCUUUGUUACCAUCCUUUAUGGCCAAGAUAAGAGUAGCAUAUUUAGCCAACUUGAUCUCAAUCCAAGGCAAACCGACUCAAUUACCAAGAAGGGGAGAGAAAAGUUGCCUUUUGCCAUUGGAGAAGCUGAGAGAGGCUGUGAUAUCUUCAGUGGGAGGUGGGUGCGGGACGAGGCUCGGCCACUCUACGAGGAAGACGACUGUCCGUACAUUCCAGAGCAGCUCGCAUGUCAAAAAUAUGGCCGGCCGGAUAAGGAUUAUCAGCAUUGGAGAUGGCAACCUCAUGGCUGUUCUAUUCCAAGGUUUUGUUUUAAUUAUUUUUCUAUUUUCAUUUUCAAUGCAACACUAAUGCUUGAAACCCUUCGAGGAAAGAGGAUGUUGUUUGUUGGUGAUUCGCUAAAUCGAGGCCAAUUUAUGUCCUUGGUCUGCCUUCUUCACAAAGUCAUCCCUGAACAUGCCAAAUCCAUGGUUUUGAAAGAUUCGAAAAGAACUUUUAUAGCCAAGGAAUAUAAUGCUACAAUAGAGUACUACUGGGCACCCUUUCUUCUUGAGUCGAAUUCAGAUAAUGCCAUUGUACACAGGGUAACUGAUAGAAUUGUUCGCAAUGGCUCGAUUGAUAAGCAUGGACAACGCUGGAAAGGAGCAGAUAUAAUUUUAUUCAACACUUAUCUUUGGUGGAUGGCAGGAAACAAAUUCAAAAUACUACAAGGGUCUUUUGACGAUAAAAUAAAAGACAUAGUCAUGGUGCCGACGGUGGAAGCUUAUCGCAUGGCAAUAAGAGCUAUGUUGGGAUGGAUAGAGAAGAACAUGGAUCUUAAGAGAACGCGAGUUUUUUUCAGCAGCAUGUCUCCUUCGCACGAAAAGUGGGUAAAACAAGUUAAUUUUUUUCCCGUCUCAAGUUACUCUACUGGACUCAAAAACGUGAUGGGUUGCAGGAAGCCAGGAACGCAGCUAGGGAGCAAAGAAUGGGGUGGUGAUCCUAAUGGUAGCUGUUACAAGGAAACAAAGAUGAUAGAAGAUCCUACAUAUUGGGGAUCCAGCACUCGGAGAAACAUAAUGGAGGCAAUUGGGGAAAUGUUUAGUGAAACGAACAUUCCAAUUACGUUUCUUAACAUCACACAUCUCUCGAAUUACAGGAAGGAUGCACAUACGACGAUUUACAAGAAGCAAUGGGUGCCUUUAACCCCAGAACAGAUAGCAAACCCCAUUAGCUCUGCUGAUUGUGUGCACUGGUGCUUGCCUGGCAAUUCCAUUAUAUUAAUCAAUGUAACCGACAACACAAAAUCUCAUUCAAUUAAACCAUAUUCAAUCAUUUUUAUCAACAAUAGGUCAUGUUUUGUUGACCGAUAUGGAGGUGGUGGUGAAAAGUUGGGACCUACGGUGCCGUCUUCUAGUGGUAGGGGUAAUUGGGCCAGGAUCUAUCGCAUCAACUCAGAUUGUUGGGCUUGCUCAGCAUGGAUAUCUCGAACCCUAGUCUCCAAACUGCCUAAACGGUCUUAUGUCUCAUUUGCUCUUAACUGGAUACCAUCCACCUAA
Molecule: messenger RNA, 2041 nt
Organism: Olea europaea var. sylvestris
Lineage: Eukaryota; Viridiplantae; Streptophyta; Magnoliopsida; Lamiales; Oleaceae
Product: protein trichome birefringence-like 33
Exons: 8
Coding region: 416-2041 (541 amino acids)
Cellular component (GO): Golgi apparatus
Molecular function (GO): O-acetyltransferase activity
Source: RefSeq, a predicted model, not a curated record